AUGGCCUAUGAUCGGUAUGUAGCCAUCUGUAAACCCCUACACUAUAUGACCAUCAUGGACCAGGACACAUGCAACAAAAUAAUGCUGGGGAUCUGGCUAGGUGGGUUUUUACACACUGCAAUCCUGCUGUCUUUUGUACUUCAGCUCCACUUUUGUGGCCCUAAUGUGAUUGAUCACUACUAUUGUGAUGUCCACCCUUUGCUAAAGCUGGCCUGCACAGACACAUCUAUUGCUGGUGUUGUUGAGAUAGCCAACAGUGGGACUUUUGCCCUGGGAGGCUUUGUAAUUUUGUUAAUGUCCUACACUGUUAUCCUACUGUCCCUGAGAAAGCAGUCAGCAGAAGGCAGGCGCAAAGCUCUCUCCACUUGUGGCUCCCACGUUGCUGUGGUCAUCAUGUUUUUUGGUCCCUGUACUUUCACAUACAUGCGCCCUAAUACUACCUUUACUGAGGAUAAGAAGGUGGCUGUAUUUUAUACGAGUGUCACCCCCAUGUUAAAUCCCCUGAUUUAUACACUGAGAAAUACAGAAGUAAAAAAUGCUAUGAAGAAACUGUGGUGUAGGGAGGUUUUAUGGAAGGCUAAUUACAAAUAG
Messenger RNA from Orycteropus afer afer, 591 nucleotides. RefSeq names its product olfactory receptor 4S2-like. NCBI's taxonomy places the organism in Eukaryota, Metazoa, Chordata, Mammalia, Tubulidentata, Orycteropodidae. Bases 1 to 591 code for a protein of 196 amino acids. The transcript has a single exon. The record is from RefSeq and is a predicted model, not a curated record. Gene Ontology annotation, cellular component: membrane. Gene Ontology annotation, molecular function: olfactory receptor activity. Gene Ontology annotation, biological process: G protein-coupled receptor signaling pathway.